GGCUGUCUCCGAUCGCCCACGCGUCUUCGCGGGAAAUGGCUGGCCGUCACCCAGCAAGGCUGUCGCCACGGUACCAUUGAGUUACCAUGUGACUUACCAUGUGACACGUUUUAGAGCUUUCUGAUUGGACAGCGGACUGUUCUGCGAGUGAAAGAGCGAUUAUCACUGUUUAAAAUCGGGGGGGGGUUUAAUCUGCGCUGAGGGGGACAGCCGUCACAGCACUUUGAUUGAUUGAUUGCCAGGUGCUGUUAUCCAGAGUGAAAUACAAGGCUGAUAUGGAAUUUAAAAUUAAAUACGUGCCACAGGAGUGUGUCUCCUACACCAAGCUCUGUAAUCCCCUCUCUAUCUCCUUCACCAUCUUCAUCCGUCUAUUAUCUAUACUCGCUUAUUCCUGGCCACCAAUCUAUCACAGAGCACCCACACCAUUCCUGCAGCAUCUUCCAUAACAAAACUGUGUGAGGUUAUAAUAUGCCAUAAUCUCUGUCUAUCUGGAUAAGAGGGGCACGGUGGUGCAGUGGGUAGCACUGUCACCUCACAGCAAGAAGGUCCUGGGUCCAGAUAUGCAGGUAGGCUAAUUUGGGACUCUAAAUUGCCCAUAGGUAUGAGUGUGUGAGUGAAUGGUGUGUGUGUGCCCUGCGAUAGAUUGGCAGCCUGUCCAGGGUGUAUUCCAGCCUCUCGCCCCAAUGCACACUGGGAUAGGCUCCAGCACCCCCGGUGACCCUGCCCAGGAUAAGCGGGUACAGGUAAUGGACGGAUGGACUCUGGAUAAGAACGUCUGCCACAUUAAGAAAUAUGAACGCGUGUAUCCUUUGUAGCAACAUUUGAAAUUUCUAAAUAAGAUAAGAUAUAAGAUAAAGAGUUCGUGUUGCACAAUGAGCAUGUGCAACUGUGCUGCCUUUUAUUGCCUGUCAUUGCACUGCCCGAUCACCCUGGAGAAAAACUAUGCUGACUGCACAAAGCCCUCUGCCACAGUUACUGUGCUGGAUGGCUCAGUAACAAGGGUACCUGUGUAGGCACAGGUCGGCUGAGCAUUCAGUUAAAAGUGUAGGUUGAUGUGCGUUACUUCUGUAUCCGGUAACUAUGUUGGGAAAUAAAUCUCUGUAGUGGAUAACCUUUGAUUAUUUGCUGUGUAGGCCUUGUUUGUAUUAAGUAGCUGUCGGUUAUUGCUUCUUGGUAACCUGUUGGCUGUGCCUCAAAGUUGGCUGUCUGGGCUGAGUCUGUAGGAGAGUGGUACUGCGCUUCAGAUCUGUAUCAGGUAACUGUUGGCUAGCGGUGUUCUGGGCGAAGGAACACGAUGAAGUCAAACCGGGUUGAUCCUGCUGGUCCGGAUGACGAAGCGUUCGAGAUGACCGACGGAGUCUUCAGCCAGUCUGAAAGGCCAUCCCUUCGCCCUGUGGUUUCCAUGACGUCCACCGACAAUACGAUGCGGGGGCCGGCUCAGCAGUCGUCCUACGCCUGUGGCCGGUGGAGGCGGGCUGUGUGCGCGUCAGGAGAUCCCACAGGAAAAGCCAUCAAGAUCAAGUACCAAGGCCUGUCUCAGGAUGAUGACAUCAUCGAUGGGUUCAACAAAAACUGGGACCUCAAUAAAAGGCUGCUAGAUCACUUCAGAGCGCUUGCUACCAGCAACCAAGACACAGAUGAGGUGGACCUGCCGUACCUGGACAGGGCGAUUUGUGAUGGUGCCGACGUCGACGCAGCGGACAAGUACGGGCAGACGGCCCUGCACGAGGUGGGGCCCGCUCCGUUCAGCUCAAUCCCACAGUUCCCUGUGCUCUUCUGCACCUCUCCUGGCGGGCGACUCGCGGCGCUCACUCCCCUCCACGUGGCGGCGGCGCUGGACUACGAGGAGAUGAUCCACUUCCUGCUGGAGAGGCAAGCUGACGUUGGCGCCCGGACCAACAGGGACCAGCAGACCCCCCUGCACUUCGCGGCCAAGAACAACGCCGUGGGCGCCGUCAGGAUCCUGCUCCAGUCCGGCGCGGACAUCGCUGCCGGCGACUACAAACGAAGGACCCCUCUCCAGCUGGCUGCUAACCUGGACCGCAGUGAGGCGGCUCGCACGCUGAUGGAGCUCGGAGCGGACGCCGGGGUUCAGGACUCUGACGGACAGCUGUGCAUCACCUCCAUGAUUGGCCAGAUGGCCCCCGUGGCUCAGUUGGCGCUCGACCAGUUCCACGUGACGGACCGGAUGACCCGGCAGCAGUUCUACUACCUUCACUUCCUGGAGCCGGAACCGCCCUGCAAACAGAGCCCCCAGGGUCUCAAGGCCCCCAGCUCGCAAGAGCUGAGUACAAAUGAGCCCUUAUCACCGCUGGAGUUUAUCGUGCGUCAGGGGCAGCUGGACCUCAUCAUGCACCCCGUCAUCCUCAAACUGAUCGCGGUCAAGUGGAACCUGUACGGCAGAACGGGAGCCUGGAUAUUUCUGCUCCUCAACUUCCUUUUCAUCCUUUCCUGGACGACAGUCGCCAUCUCCGUCUCUGUGGUCCGAGAUGAAACGCACCCCUACGUGUUCCCUCAGGACUGGUGGCGUGUGUUGGUGGUGGUGUUUGCCCUGGGGUUCACGGUGAUGGAGCUGUAUCAGGAGGUGGCGGAGGUGGUGCGAUCCCACAGGAAGCUGCGGAGGUGGCAGAGCUGGUGUGAGCGCAGGACAAGAGAGGAUCUGAACUGUGUGCACCCCAUGUGGCCCGAGGAGAAGCAUUUUUUAGAAGAACACAUUAAAGUCAUUCGGAACAUGAAACCGGCGUAUUUCCAUGACCUCUGGAAUGUGUUUGAUUGGUUGGUGUACACGCUAGUGAUGGUGGUGUUUGGGAUCCACGUGGCAGACAUCUUCGUCAUCGAAAGCACGCUUCGGGCCACCAGCAUCCGUCUCUUUGCCGUGACCGUCAUCUUCCUCUGGCUGAGGCUAAUGAAACACGUCAGAGCCUUUAGGAUAAUGGGGCCCUUCAUCGUGAUGCUGGGGAAGAUUGUGGGGGACGUUUUGCGGUUUCUCUUCCUCUACGCAGAGUUCUUCAUCCCGUACGCCUGUGCUUUCUGGAUCAUUUUCGGAGGCAGUCCAGCGGUGCCCAGCAUGCAGACCGUGCCCAAGCUCCUGUACAGCCUGUACCGCCUCACGCUGGUAGACGAUUAUGAGUUUGACGCCAUGGUGGACGUGGACUCCGUCAUGGCCCACCUGCUCUGCGGCACCUUCCUGGCGCUGUCGGCCAUCUUGUGCAUCAACCUGCUGAUCGCCGUCAUGUCCGACACCUUUCAGAGGGUUUAUGAUAACGCCUUGGCAAAUGCAGUCAUGCAGCAAGCCGCCAUCAUCCUGCAGGUGGAGGAAGCCAUGUCCUGUCUCCGUGGUUACUGUGAUGACCAGCAUAUCCACCGUCACUGCGCCCCCUUGGCAGAGUUCUAUGACGAGGAGGUGGCAACCGACCCGGACCAGCAUGCAGAGAUGAGAAAGAUCACUACGCAGAUCAAGGAAACCCUGGAUGAGUUUCUGGAUAUAAAUAAGGAGCCGAGUCUGGAGAAUCCCGACAAAUCUGGCAACCAGGACAGAGAAGCCGGGGAUGGACACAAGUCGACUGCAGCACAGGGAAAAUAUUUGCAGACUCUGCAGAAAGUGCAGAGGGAUCAGAACCAGCAGACCCGUGACCUCGCUGCUCUGAGGACGGACGUGAAGGAGCUGCAGGUUCUGCUGCAGCGGCUGAUCCAGUGUGGCCCCGGCACAGCUGCAGGGGCAGACAGUGAUGCUCAGCCAAAGGGGUUCACAGAGACGGGGGAUUCUACAUCACAGACCCCCCCACGCCAGAAUACAACAAAAUUUUAAUUAUUUUACCAAAACACACUUUGCAUUAUAAGUGUCUUAAAACACAUUCAUAUUUGUUUAUAUCAACAUGGCUGAUGAAUGAAAAUUUUUGAUCCAUUUGAAUGAAAACAAUUUUUUUUUUCUGAAUUUUUUUGUCAAGACAGUCUUAUGCAUUUUUUAAAAUAAUUUUCCAUAAAUGUCAUGAAACACAAUUCCAUUCAUUUUAAUCACAGUGGUUGUUGAAUAAACACAAUUGCUCAUCCGUCUUCAUGAAAAAAAUUACAUAUUAUCAAAGGUAGAUGAUAGCGUGCAGUCAGUGCUCAUGGCCAAUUCAUUUCAAUCCUGUGUUGGUUUUUUAAGCAUCCUUUGCUCUUGAGUGUUAAUAAAGGAGUCCAAUGACUCAAAGACAA
Messenger RNA from Anguilla rostrata (American eel), 4197 nucleotides. Its product is annotated as transient receptor potential cation channel subfamily A member 1-like. The coding region runs from base 1295 to 3808 and encodes 837 amino acids. Gene Ontology annotation, molecular function: protein binding; calcium channel activity. NCBI's taxonomy places the organism in Eukaryota, Metazoa, Chordata, Actinopteri, Anguilliformes, Anguillidae. Gene Ontology annotation, cellular component: plasma membrane. The record is from RefSeq and is a predicted model, not a curated record. The transcript is spliced from 20 exons. Gene Ontology annotation, biological process: calcium ion import across plasma membrane.